CUGUUAGCUACUGGCAGUGGAAGAUAUGUAUAAAAAGGGGGGUGGUAGAUUAUCUCAAAGUAUUUCUGACUUCAGAAUUGUAAAGACCACACCGAAAAUGAAGGGAGCCUUUAACUCUGCUGUCUGUAUUCUAAGUGUUUGCUGUUUAUUUCUUCUGGAUGGAGCCACUGCACGUAGUUGCGAUGAAGAAACACAUUGUCUACAUGAGUUGAAACAGUUUCAUAAAAACUCAGAGCUGGGUAUGGUUGGAGGAAGAAAGCCGGUUUGUGAUAGCGAGGGAAACUACGCCCCAAAGCAGUGCUCAGGGUCUCAAUGUUAUUGUGUAAAGGAGGACGGUAAAAAAAUUCAAGGUUUUAGUGUUAACCGUUGGGAAGCCGAACAACAGACAUGCAAAUGCGCACGUUCUCAAGCUGAGUAUCAGGAAUCUGGUAUGGUUGGGAAAGCGUUCCGUUGUACAGCCGAUGGAAGCUAUGACGAGAUUCAGUGUACAGGGUCACAGUGUUACUGUGCUGACGAAGAAGGACAACAAGUCGGAAGUGACAGUGUUCAUAUUAUUUCUCUAGACAAACUUAAUUGUUAAUUAUCUGAAGUUCACUUUUUUCUGUUUUGUACUAUCAUGUAAACUGAAAUUUAAGAAAUAUAACUUGAUCUUAAAUGAGAUUUGUUUUCAUAAAAAUAAAGUUUGUUAUACUGUUUCCAAAAAUGUGAUUAAAAUUAUUUCGCCGA
Mytilus californianus (California mussel) is the source of this 726-nucleotide messenger RNA. Its product is annotated as equistatin-like. Lineage: Eukaryota; Metazoa; Mollusca; Bivalvia; Mytilida; Mytilidae. The transcript has 4 exons. Gene Ontology annotation, cellular component: basement membrane. The record is from RefSeq and is a predicted model, not a curated record. The coding region runs from base 26 to 580 and encodes 184 amino acids. Gene Ontology annotation, biological process: cell-matrix adhesion.